UACGUUGCUCUCUCCUACUGCUGGGGCCUGGACCAGACCAUCAAGACCACUACAGUCAACUUGGCUCGACAUCAGAGAGGAAUAGAAGUCAGAAACCUGCCCAAAACUAUACAGGACGCGAUUCAUGUCACCCGACAUUUGGGUGUAAAACUCCUCUGGGUUGACAGCCUCUGCAUUGUUCAAAACGAUCCUGCCCUUUUAGCCAGAGAGGUCGGUGAUAUGGCUCAUUACUACGCCAACUCUAUAAUCACAAUUUCUGCGGCAGUAGCGAAAAGUUGUGCUGAAGGAUUCCUCAGCCCGCCUAACACGACAGGACCGGAUGGUUAUGUAGGAUUCUACUUCCCUUUUUCCGGUGACCCUCGCCCUGAUAACUCGUCCAAGAGACGCUUCAAGCUCUUCCGUGGUGAGGCGCGAGACGAGAUUGACCAUAUCGAUACCCGGGCUUGGACAUUGCAAGAGUCUCUGUUGGCCACUCGGUUGGUCUCCUUUGGCACUCGCCGGAUAUCCUGGGCUUGUAUGACCACUAGAUUCGGUCCAAGCUCAGGUGCUGCAUCACUCCGGGAUCGCAUAAACCCCGAGCAUCUAAUCUCAGAUCCUCAUGCUAUUCUUUAUCCACCUCUCGAAGCAAUCUUCCAGCUAUGGUCCAAGGUUGUGGAAGAGUUCUCGCAGCGGACACUUUCCGUUCCUGAAGACCGGCUGUUGGCCAUCUCAGGAGUUGCCCAAACACUUGGAAACAUGGUCAACCCGUUGGAUGAUAUCGACACAUCUCCGUACGCUGCGGGGCUAUGGAAUACGCCUCUCCUCCCACUACAACUCUUAUGGAUGCCAAAGAAGCCCCUCGCUCCGCAGCUGUCUUCCUCCUACAUAGCGCCGUCUUGGUCCUGGGCGAGCUUUCCAGGAGCCGUC
Molecule: messenger RNA, 906 nt
Organism: Colletotrichum acutatum
Lineage: Eukaryota; Fungi; Ascomycota; Sordariomycetes; Glomerellales; Glomerellaceae
Product: heterokaryon incompatibility protein-domain-containing protein
Exons: 2
Source: RefSeq, a predicted model, not a curated record